This is a messenger RNA of Marmota flaviventris (yellow-bellied marmot), 1217 nucleotides long. It is a transcript of the gene Adprm, whose product is annotated as ADP-ribose/CDP-alcohol diphosphatase, manganese dependent. NCBI's taxonomy places the organism in Eukaryota, Metazoa, Chordata, Mammalia, Rodentia, Sciuridae. Gene Ontology annotation, molecular function: ADP-ribose diphosphatase activity; manganese ion binding; CDP-glycerol diphosphatase activity. The record is from RefSeq and is a predicted model, not a curated record.
CUCUGCUCGGUGGUGGUGCCCUAGCUGGUAGUCUUGAAGCCUUUGCCGAGGAGCCUGCGGGCGUUUAUCUAGAAACCUGUUUGGAGGUUAUGGCUGAUAAGGCCAAUCCUGGAACCCUCACUGACAAUUCAGAAAGACUCUUCUCCUUUGGAGUAAUAGCAGAUAUUCAGUAUGCCGACUUAGAAGAUGGAUACAAUUUCCAAGGAAGCCGGCGGAGGUACUACAGACAUAGUCUCGUUCACUUACAGGGUGCCAUUGAAGACUGGAAUAAAGAAAGCAGCAUGCCCUGUUGUGUCCUGCAGCUUGGAGACAUUAUCGAUGGCUAUAACGCACAGUAUAAAACAUCAGAAAAGUCCCUGGAAGUUGUUAUGAACACAUUCAAAAUGCUUAAAGUCCCAGUUCAUCAUACAUGGGGAAAUCAUGAAUUCUACAACUUCAAUAGAGAUUAUUUAACACGCUCUAAACUUAACACAAGGUUUCUAGAAGACCGGAUUGUAGAUCAUCCUGAGACCAUACCCUCAGAGAAUUAUUAUGCUUACCACUUUGUACCAUUCCCUAAAUUUCGGUUCAUUUUACUCGAUGCUUAUGACUUGAGUGUCUUAGGCGUGGAUCAGUCUUCUCCAAAAUACCAGCAGUGUAUGAAGAUACUGAGGGAGCACAAUCCAAAUACGGAAUUGAAUAGUCCUCAAGGACUUUCUGAGCCCCAGUUUGUCCAGUUUAAUGGAGGAUUCAGCCAAGAACAGCUGAACUGGUUGAACGAAGUUCUUGCGUUCUCUGACACAAACCAAGAAAAGGUGGUGAUUGUGAGCCAUCUUCCCAUUUACCCAGAGGCCUCCGACAGUGUGUGCUUGGCCUGGAACUACAGAGAUGCUCUGGCAGUCAUCUGGUCUCACAAGUGUGUGGUGUGUUUCUUUGCUGGUCAUACUCAUGAUGGUGGCUACUGUGAGGAUCAUUUUGGUGUGCACCAUGUCAACCUAGAAGGAGUUAUUGAAACAGCUCCAGUCAGCCAAGCCUUUGGCACAGUUCAUGUCUAUCCUGACAAAAUGGUGUUGAAAGGGAGAGGCAGAGUUCCAGACCGAAUUAUGAAUUAUAAGAAGGAAAAAGCCCUCAACUUUUAGUCUGACUUGUUUUAUUUGCCUUUGAAGGAAGAGAGUGACUUUGCUUGUAUUUGUCCCUACUAUACAAAAAGGAAAACAAAAUAAAAAUUCUCAAUCCCA